AUGCUGGGCUACACCGUCGUCGUCGCCCUGCUGGCGUACUUCCUCCUGUUCAGCGGGUUCUUCAUCAACCGCGACAGAAUCCCGGACUACUGGAUCUGGUUCCACUACCUCUCCCUCGUGAAGUACCCCUACGAGGCGGUGCUGCAGAACGAGUUCGACGACCCGAACAAGUGUUUCGUUCGGGGGGUUCAGAUGUUCGACAACACGCCCCUAGGGGCGCUGCCGGACGCGCUGAAGCUGAGCGUGCUGAAGGCGAUGAGCGGAUCGCUGGGGUCCUUCGAGAACAGGCUUUCCCACAGUGCCGGCCUAAAAGUACCGCAUAGCGCGCACCAGGCCAAGAAAGGCUGAGAAGCAGCUAAGUCCAAGAAAACGGGAGCCGCCACGGGGUCCAAGAAGUCCGGAACGGUGAUGCUACCUCCCGUUCCGUUAAGAGAACCAAUGACGGUUAACGGUCUAAAGGUUGACCUGGGAUUCACUCCCUACAGUGAAAUGCUCAACGGGAGAGUAGCGAUGCUGGGGUUGGCAGCGCUCGUGUUGGUCGAGCUUGGGUCAGGUAAAGGGCUGCUGAGCUAUCACGCGCCGCCCGUCUUGUUCCUCCAGGUUUAUACGGUGGCCGCGCUGUCUGCGAUUUUUGUUAAGUUCGAGAAGGAGAGGAUUAGCGUUUGGCCUGAGAAAUCGCCGGUUGAGGUUGAGGAGGAGUCGACUGUAACCGCGGAGUAAGAAAAUUGCAGGUUCCCUUCUUUUUCCAGGAGUGUUGACACUAGCUAUUUGAAUUCUGAAAUCUUUGUAAUUGUGCAUGUCUGAGUUGUUUUUUUGGUAUAUAAUGCAGUCAUGAGUAUUGAUACAUGCAAACUGAAAAUGGUUUA
Molecule: messenger RNA, 866 nt
Organism: Asparagus officinalis (garden asparagus)
Lineage: Eukaryota; Viridiplantae; Streptophyta; Magnoliopsida; Asparagales; Asparagaceae
Exons: 2
Cellular component (GO): membrane
Molecular function (GO): ABC-type transporter activity
Source: RefSeq, a predicted model, not a curated record